CUAUCGUAACUAAAAUCGUUGAAAAGUAUAAUCUCAGCCCCGAGAUGAGUGUGACCGAUCUCAGUCAAUACACGUCAGAGUUUCUCGAAAAUCUUGCUGAUGAUAGAAAAAGAAAUCAGGCACGAAGGCGUCUUCGAAAAGGAUUCAAAUUUACCAGUGAGCAGAAAAAUGUUCAACCCAAAAGCAAAACCACGCACAAAGUGCCCUGUUCCACAGUAAACAUUGUUAUUUCUAAUCGGGUCCCACGAGAAACAAUUGGAGAGAUGGCGCAUCGGUUUUUACGGGAUAAACUUAGUAUUCGGGAUAUAAGAGCUGAAGCUUAUGCCUUGGCCCUAUCAGCAAAAAAUGCUAAUGCUG
Molecule: messenger RNA, 357 nt
Organism: Paraglomus occultum
Lineage: Eukaryota; Fungi; Glomeromycota; Glomeromycetes; Paraglomerales; Paraglomeraceae
Source: the annotation of a GenBank genome assembly